Darwinula stevensoni is the source of this 796-nucleotide messenger RNA. The record is from the annotation of a GenBank genome assembly. Lineage: Eukaryota; Metazoa; Arthropoda; Ostracoda; Podocopida; Darwinulidae.
CUCGACAUUGGUGGUGUAGGACACUGAAGAUCUUCUGCCCUCCGUCUGUGGUACUCUCGCUCACGUGGUUUCCACCAUGUUCAAAUACGCUCUCCUAGCCCUCGCUCUAGUCGGUGCUAUCAUGGCCCACACCAUUUCGAAGCGGCAGGCCGUUGAUUGGAACGACCCAGUCGCACUUGGUGAGGCCAUCGUUGCCAUGUUCAAUGGCCAGCUAAGCUUCCCGCAAUACAACCCUGACAGUCUCCCAACGACCAAAUUCGAUUGCUCUCAACAGCAGCACGCUGGCUACUAUGCAGAUCCGGAAAUGGAAUGCCAGGUGUUCCACGUGUGCAACCAAGAACUGGGGAUUCAGUCGACCUUCAUCUGCCCUAACAUGACGGUGUUCAGCCAAUACUACCUGACGUGCAUGUGGGCCCCAGCAGUGGAUUGCCAAGCCUCGUCUCGAUAUUACGCACUGAAUGCCAAUCUCUUCCAAGGCCCGAACCUCGACUACUGGGGCAACACCGUCCCCAACCAAAUUUUGGCUUCCCCCAAUAAGAAGUAAUAAACUUUUUUCUACGCUUCCAGUAGCAGACACGAUAUUCUGAACGAGACGUGCCAUGAACCUGCCGACGUCCGGAAGUGUUCCUCUCCCUUCCUAUGGAAAGUGUCUCUUUUUCUCUCAGACUUCUCGACGAAAGAAUUCGAUCUGCCGACGCAGGCGUCCCCAAAUAAUCUUUUAAACACUUUUCCUGAAAUUAGGACCCAGAGGAAGGGGGUGGAGAAUAAAAGGAAAUUACUUUUCAUAUAAGACGAA